AUUAAUUACAAACAAUCACUGUCCCUGGAAUAAAACGUAUUUGUUAAGCAGUUGGCGCUUGCUAUUAAUUGCGAAUGAAUUUUUCAAAACAAAGUGUUUUAUGGUAAAAUCAUUUUCAGUAAAAUGUUUAGAGCAAAUAGUACUCGUCUUUGUCUCCAGCUUUCUCUACCUGUCACGUCAAUCCAUUGUUCCCUGGCGUUAGGUUCUUUAGGAAACCUAAAAAUUUUAAUUUAAUGCAUAAGUCAAAUAGCAUUUUACUUAUAUUUUAAUAAAUCUUAGACAAUAUAGUAAAUACCCGUAAAUGAGAGGUCUACAUGUCUCUUUAUAUUAUACCUUCAAAUUAAUUCAAUGAUAAUAAUUCAAUAAUAAUAAUACAUAUUUAUUUUACUCAAAAUACGUCUCACUAAGAAUAUACUAGGUAUCAUUAAUUAAAUAUAAAAUAAUACAAAAAUUAUCCAUGUCAAAUGUAAAUAUAGUCGAGAAUUCUGUCGAUUAUUUUAUUUCACCACAUGGUCACCUCACUAUCGACAAACUAGCGCACAGUGGGUCGAUACUAUGAUUUGAGUGACUUACGGCCGUUUUCAAUAACGUAUCUGAGUUUUCGGAUAGAUAGCUAUCUCCGAAUAUCAGCAAGAGCGUAUCUAUCCUUAGUUUGCGUUUCACAAUCACGGAUAAGUGCUAUCUCUCUUUAAUCAACAGUAGAUAGCUUCUUCCCUCCGAUUUAUCCGAGCCUCUUGAUACGUUUCGUUCUACUACAAAUACGAAACAACAUCAGGAUCAAGACUUAUUUUAUUUUAUUCUAAAUUAUAACUAUAAUUUAACCAGCAUAUUGUAGACUAUCAUAAACACAUUUGUUUAUAACAAAAAGUAAUAAAAACAUAUGUAGAUUUUUUUUAAUUGGACGUAUUGCUAUUUUUAUCCUAGUCGAAAUUAUGAAACGAAACGUUUUGACGUUUGCCAAUAAGCAGUGAUCAGUUUCUUUUGUUUGUUUUUCUAUUGUUUACCUACUAUAUUAGAUGAUGACUUACCUCCAAAACGCUUUAAAACUUUCGUUUAUAAUUCUAAGUGUGUUUAUAAUUAAAGAGCUACAGUGAAAUAAAAUGAAUUCUUCAAGAAAGGCAGCACCCAUGACAAAAGAUGAGACGAUGAUUCUAGCAGAACUUGUGGCGGCGAAAAAACAUUUCAAUAAUAAGGCAACAAAUGCCACAAACAAUAAAUUGAAGGAGCAGGCUUGGCAAACCCUUGGAAAUGAUUUUAAUUCGUCGAUUCGUCGUUUCCCACGAACUCCAUCGCAGCUUCGACUAAAAUGGGAAAACUUAAAGAACGCUACGGCAACAUAUGAAACAACCUUAGUAAGGCUGGAGGUGGUAAGGAUUGCAGAUGAAAUUUUGGAUAAAGCAUGCACAUUGUUGUAGGUCACAUAUAAUAUUUUUAACACUUUUACAGCCAAGCGGAAACAAGAUGGAAGAAAAGAAAUGCAAGGCUAGCAUAGGGACAAUGCAUUAGCAGAAUAUCUAAUAGCAAAAAAGAGACUUGACUUGGAAAAUAAAGAAAAGGAGAUUGUUGUAGCAAAAGUUAAGUUAGAUUUAGAUAAUUUAAAAAAUUAAAAAUUACUCAAAAGGAAUAUUAAAUUUCAUAAAUUAAGUAGGUAAUAAUAAUUUUAUGUUAGAUAGUUUUUUAAAGAUAUGUACAAAUUCUAAAUUAAAUAUCUUGCAUGUACUAACUACCAUGUAAUUAUCAUUUUGGAAAAUAAAAAAUAGUCAAAUUAU
Messenger RNA from Bombyx mori (domestic silkworm), 1769 nucleotides. RefSeq lists its product as uncharacterized. The transcript has 3 exons. The record is from RefSeq and is a predicted model, not a curated record. Bases 1101 to 1415 code for a protein of 104 amino acids. NCBI's taxonomy places the organism in Eukaryota, Metazoa, Arthropoda, Insecta, Lepidoptera, Bombycidae.